Molecule: messenger RNA, 2231 nt
Organism: Xenopus laevis (African clawed frog)
Lineage: Eukaryota; Metazoa; Chordata; Amphibia; Anura; Pipidae
Gene: vegfa.S
Product: vascular endothelial growth factor A S homeolog
Exons: 8
Coding region: 463-1113 (216 amino acids)
Biological process (GO): sprouting angiogenesis; induction of positive chemotaxis; vascular endothelial growth factor signaling pathway
Cellular component (GO): membrane
Molecular function (GO): chemoattractant activity; growth factor activity; vascular endothelial growth factor receptor binding
Source: RefSeq, a predicted model, not a curated record
UAUGAGAUUUGCCCAGUUGGCUUGCAGAGAGCAGAAGCGGAGCUGACACAGAGAGGAACACAGUGAAAGAAGAGAGGCUGCUGAGUCCCGGGCACACGGAAGGGCUAAUUGCCGUUAAUAGGACGAUACGAGGCGGCUACACAUCUCAGCAGGAUUAUACACCUCAGGCCUGGCACGUGCAACUGACACUUAGUGGAGGAGAUCGGAUUUAGUCCCCGGACCGGGGCAUUUACGCGCGAUGCAUUGAGACUUGGUGGAACUUUCCUGGGAUCUUGUUACGUUAGUUCCGUAUCUGUUACGUUGUAUGAGCCGGUGGUUUUCCAUCAGGAUUAUGUGGCCGCUUGUUCUUUCUCUGGGGGGCUGAGUCAAGGCUCGUCCAAUCGCUGUCGAUUUACCUACUGGGGGAGCCUUCUCCCUAAUCUUGGGUUCCCCCCACUCCCUGAACCCCUUAACCGGAAAAUCAUGAACUUUCUGCCGAGCUGGAUCCACUGGGGCUUGGCUGUUCUCCUCUACAUCCCCCUUGCCCAGUUGUCUGGGGCAGCCCCUAUGCCUGGAGAGGGAGACCAUAAGCCAACAGAAGUGGUGAAGUUCUUAAAAGUGUACGAGCGCAGCAUGUGCCAGGUGCGGGAGAUUCUGGUGGAUAUAUUCCAGGAAUACCCAGAAGAGGUGGAGUAUAUCUUCAAACCAUCCUGCGUGCCCCUAAUGAGAUGUGCGGGUUGCUGCAAUGAUGAGAGUUUAGAAUGUGUUUCCACAGAAAGUUACAACAUCACCAUGCAGAUAAUGAAAAUCAAGCCUCAUAUAAGCCAACAUAUAAUGGAUAUGAGCUUUCAGCAGCACAGUCACUGUGAAUGCAGACCAAAGAAAGAAGUAAAGAUCAAGCAGGAAAAAAAAGCAAAACGAGGGAAGGGCCUUAAACGAAAGCGCAAGAAAAUCCGGUACAAACCAAAACGCUUUCAUUGUGAGCCUUGCACAGAGAAAUCCCAGAGAAAACACUUGUUUGUCCAAGAUCCCCAGACAUGUAAAUGCUCCUGUAAAAACACAGACUCACGUUGCAAAACGAGGCAGCUAGAGUUAAACGAGAGGACUUGCAGAUGUGAAAAGCCACGACGGUGAGGGUCUUCCUGCCUACAAAGUACAGAGUCGAUAUGAAGGAUCGGUACUCAGCACAGCACUUUGGUUUUAAGCAUUCCAAGAAGAGGGACAAGACAAAUACACCUUUGCAGAUUCUCCUUUUUCUUUCACAUGUUUAAUGCUGCUAAACACCAAGCACCACGAACCCCAUGGGCUUCAUUCAUCUUUUGUUUCUGGAGAAAUAUCAGUGAAGACUCUGUAUGUCCCAUACACACGGACGCAUACGCUUCGGGGUGAUAAAGAACACUUUUUAGAUUUUUUUUUCCAUUGGAUUUGCAGUUUAGCAAUACAACCUUUUCAAAUGAUUGGUGGAUAUUUAGUGCUCUAUUGAUAUCUCCUGCUUAUGAGAAUGGUUUAGACAUCAAGCUUGCAUCCUGCUGUAAAGAAUAUAAGGUGUCCGUGCCCUCACGCAACUUGCUAAGAACUGGUAUCUUGGAAAGGUUCUGAGAGUGUUUUAUUGACUUCUAGAUACUGUACUUAUUCAUCUGUGUAUUUGGAGUACUGCAAAUCUAAAGCGCAUUCUCUCGAUUACGUGGAAACCGCAAGAGGAACACUGUCCUUGUGGCUUUUUAUUUUGAUGGACCCUGCAAGAUUGACAUCGAAACAUAGUUAUUAUAAAUAUUAGACAUUCUAUGACCUUUUGGCUCCAGUUUAUCAGACACGUGCUUAGCCAGUGCCCAUGUUAUCUCUGUGGUCUUUGCACAACAUGGAAACCCAGGAGAAAAGCGUUUGUGAGCAGUAAAGUAAAGGGCGUUUGGUGGAACUGAUACAAUGAGUUUAUUCUCACCUCAUUGAGGAAGACUCACUCAUAAUGAGUGGAAGUGCUGUAAUACAAGUAGGACUCACUCAUAAUGAGUGCAGUCUACUUUCCCUUGAAUGAGACUUGCCUGUGUUGAGUGAGGCUGCCUUCCAGUGGGUUGAGUUUUCAGACUCUCCACAAUUUAGUUGCAGUUUGUUAAAUGUUAGAAACAGGACUGGCUCAGCCUGUGUGAAAAUCUGUAGCUACUUGGUCUCUGUACCGUAUAUAUAUAUAUAUAUAUAUAUAUAUAUAUAUAUAUAUAUAUAUAUAUAUAUAUAUAUAUAUAUAUAUAUAUAUAUAU